AGGUCCCCCGGGACCCGGUCACGUGACCAACCCAUGUCACGUGACGUCAGCGGCAGAUGGCAUGGGUACCAGCUCUGGCAGUUGGCAUCAGUGUCAUUUCUCUUAGCGCGAGACGAGGAGAACAGUAGGGAGGUGAGAAAAACGCACGAGCUGUUCACCUGCUAAAACACCAAGCGGAAAUAAAUUUGAAAUAGGAAGUAUGAAAACUUUCAUCUGACACCAUCAUUAACCAGUAAGAUCACAAUGCUGACUCUUCCAUUUGAGGAUCCUGUCAUAAUGGACACUCAAUUCGGGGCAAACUUUCCAAGGGACUGCGUGGGUGAAAUGAAGGUCACUAAACAAGAGCCGUUUAAAAAGGAGGAGACGCUCUCCCACACGAUGGAGGAUGAGGAUUCGGAGAAGGAUGAGGACGAACGGGAGGACGGACAGGACGAGAACGGUCUGCCUCGGAGGAGAGGGCCUCGGAAAAAGAAAAUGACCAAAGCUAGGGUGGACCGGGUCAAGGUGAGGCGCAUGGAGGCAAACACCAGGGAGAGGAACCGAAUGCACGGUCUGAACAACGCCCUGGACAGCCUGCGCAAGGUGGUGCCCUGCUACUCCAAAACCCAGAAACUGUCGAAAAUCGAAACCCUGCGGCUGGCCAAGAACUACAUCUGGGCGCUUUCCGAGAUCCUGAGCAACGGGAAGAGGCCUGACCUCUUGACCUUCGUUCAGACCCUGUGCAAAGGGCUAUCGCAGCCCACCACCAACUUAGUGGCCGGAUGCCUGCAACUGAACUCAAGGAACUUCAUCACGGAUCAGAUCAACAGCGAGGCGUCUUUCUCCGGCAGGUCGCCGUAUGAAUCCGUGUACACCACCUACCACAGUCCGAGUGUGGUGACGCCCUCGGGACCCUCGGUAGAUGCGGUCAAACCCUUCAGGCCGUUCAACUACUGCAGCUCCUAUGAGUCUUUCUACGAGAGUGUCUCGCCGGAAUGCGGAAGCCCUCAGUUCGACGGUCCCUUAAGCCCUCCUAUGAACUUUAACGGGAUCUUUUCCCUCAAGCACGAAGAGCCGGUCGAAUAUGGCAAGAGCUGCCACUACAGCACGCGCUACUGCGCCGUGCCGCCGCGCUCCUCCAUCAGCCAGAGCGCGAGAGGCUCCUCGGAUCUCCAUUUCCCAUAUGACAUUCACCUCCGAGGCCAGUUUUACCCCGUGCAAGAAGAAUUAAACACUUUUCAUAAUUAAUGAGAGAAAGUCAAACGUGAGUGAAAAGAACCGAAAAAGCAGGACUGAAAAUCGCACAUGUAUUAUUUAUAAACUCCAUCUCUGAUUUGGGCUUUAUGGCAUCGGAUGUUUCAUUAUUUAUCAUUUUUAAUUAAAUGGAAAAUGUGCUUACAGUGUUCCUAAUUACUGUUUGAAUUGAUUUUAAACUGUUCGACAAAAUGUGUGCGAAAACAACCCACAAACAAUAACAUUAUUUUUAAUAUUCUCAGUUAAUUUAAUGGCUUGAAUGAGUUUUUAUAGAUCUGAAAAUCUGUCAGUAAGGACUCUCGCUCCAAAAGGCGUAUUUUAAUUAUAAGGUCAUUAAAAUAUUUGCGAUUAAAAUUCUGUAAAAUAGGAGAGCAAUAAUUGCUAGGGGUGCUAUGCAAUACACAAGUCUAUCACUCUCGAUCUGGCCAUGUAUUUAGCCAUUUAAUUUGUCUAAACGAUAUUCGCACAAAGUACAAAAUAUUGGUGUUAAAAUACUUCAUAUCUCAUCAUUUUGUAAUACAUAAAUGCCUUUAUUCGUUUAUAAAAGUAACAUAAAUAAACGUAAGAACAUUAAAUGCAUUUAUUUCCUUUGAAUCAAAAUCUCAUCAUGUAAGAAACUUUCGUGAUGUUUUACACAGGGCACUAUUUAAAUGUUAGUAAAAAAAUGGAUUCAACCAUUUGUUAUUAUUGUUGUUGUUAUUUACAAUAAUAUAUAUUCAUAUGCUAAGACCACCACAAAGAGGCAAAUAUUAAAUCAAUUUGUUGUCCUAUUAAAAAUGAUAUAUUUAAAAUAUAUACAGGCAAUUGAAGUAAUAAAAAAAGAAAUAAUAAUGGUAGCCUAUAUUAAUAAUUUGUUCGUUUCAUUGAUUUCAAUUUUUCUAUUUAAAUUUAUAGAUGUAGACAAACUAGUCCAAAGCACCCUCUUAAUUUCCAAAUAUUUCAAAUAACUCAUAUUUGUCUAUGCGCAUAAUUUUCAGAAGUAUGAUAAAGGAAUAUCAGAACACGAUGAUGUAAUUAUGCAACAGAUUGUUUGACAAUUCUGUCUUUUCUCAAAUGUAAAGUCGAUAUAUUGCGUUCAUUCUCGGAACAAUCACUGUAAGCAAAUGCAAAUGAAGCAUGUAAAAUCAAAUCUCUAAUGGAAAGGUCUGUGUGCUGUCUAGUGAACUCAUGUCAAGGGAAAACCUGCCUUAAUAUAUUUGUCACGCAUCAUUUAUGCAAUGCCAUGGACGUCUGCAGUGGUGGAUUCGUGCGUUUUGAUUUUUCUCACCAAACGGGAUUUUUGUUUUUGUGUGUGUUUGUGUGUGCAAAAAUGACUGAAUGCACAGAAACUGAUCUUUGUAUAAUGUCGAGCUGUUUUGUACAGUAAAAUAAAGUUUAA
Messenger RNA from Carassius auratus (goldfish), 2611 nucleotides. It is a transcript of the gene neurod6a, whose product is annotated as neuronal differentiation 6a. Bases 244 to 1227 code for a protein of 327 amino acids. Gene Ontology annotation, biological process: nervous system development; positive regulation of transcription by RNA polymerase II; sensory organ development. Gene Ontology annotation, cellular component: nucleus. The transcript is spliced from 2 exons. The record is from RefSeq and is a predicted model, not a curated record. Gene Ontology annotation, molecular function: E-box binding; DNA-binding transcription factor activity, RNA polymerase II-specific; protein dimerization activity. NCBI's taxonomy places the organism in Eukaryota, Metazoa, Chordata, Actinopteri, Cypriniformes, Cyprinidae.